This is a messenger RNA of Manihot esculenta (cassava), 2645 nucleotides long. RefSeq names its product putative receptor protein kinase ZmPK1. The transcript has a single exon. Gene Ontology annotation, biological process: recognition of pollen; protein phosphorylation. NCBI's taxonomy places the organism in Eukaryota, Viridiplantae, Streptophyta, Magnoliopsida, Malpighiales, Euphorbiaceae. Gene Ontology annotation, molecular function: ATP binding; protein serine/threonine kinase activity. The coding region runs from base 135 to 2549 and encodes 804 amino acids. The record is from RefSeq and is a predicted model, not a curated record.
UUCUCUAUCUUAUGGAUAUUUUCUAAGUAAGAGUUGCUAUAUAACUGAAUAUUCUUUGCAGAAAAAAUCCCAACCAGAUCUACGUUAAUUAACUGUAAGCUUAUUGAUUCUUCGUUCUCUCAACUCCCAUAAAUAUGAAGUUCCACAUGGCCGCUCCUUCCAUGUUGGUUGCUUUCUUUCUUAUUGUAUCACCUCCGUUUUCAUUUUCGAUAUACAAUGGAAGUAUAGGUGGUGGCUCAUCUCUUUAUGUGGAGAAUCCAGACGACGUUCUGAUUUCACCGAACAGAAUUUUCUCCGCCGGCUUUUACCAAGUUGGCGAAAAUGCUUAUACCUUUGCCAUAUGGUUCAGCGAGCCUUCUUGCUUCAACAGUUGCACAGUAGUUUGGAUGUUGAACCGGGAUGUACCCAUUAAUGGGAGACACUCCAAGCUAUCUCUGCUUGAAACUGGAAAUCUCAUCUUGUCCGAUGCCGGUAAAUCCAUUGUUUGGGCCUCCAACACUUUCUCAAUGUCUUCAUCUUCUUUACAGCUUCAUGAUACUGGAAAUCUUAUUCUAAUUACUCAAAGUGAGAGUAAAAUUUUAUGGCAGAGCUUUGAUUCACCUACAGAUACCCUUCUUCCUUUGCAAUCACUUUCUAAAGGCUCAGUUUUAGUUUCUUCAAGAAGCUCAACAAAAUUUUCUUCUGGGUUUUACAAGUUAUCUUUUGAUGGUGAUAAUAUUCUUCACACUCUUUACAAUGGUCCUCCUGAAGUUUCCAUUGCUUUCUGGCCAAACCGUUGGUCUCUUAACUUGGAUGCUGGGAGAACCUCGGACAACAGCAGUAGAAUUGCUGUAUUAGAUUCACUUGGCAAAUUUACAUCAUCAGAUAAUUUCAAUUUUCUCUCUGCUGAUUAUGGCGUCCAAAUGCAAAGAAGGUUGAGACUUGAUUUUGAUGGUAAUCUGCGAUUGUACAGCCGAAAGAACAGCAAAGACAACUGGACAGUUUCAUGGCAAAUCUAUUCUCAACCAUGCCUUAUUUAUGGAGCUUGCGGCCCUAACAGCAUGUGCAAGUAUGUUCCUAGUUUUGGUAGGAAAUGUUCCUGUCUCCCAGGAUAUAAAAUGAAAAAUCCUUCUGAUUGGUCUUUAGGUUGUGAACCGGAGAUUAUGGUUCCUAAUUGUUCAGCAAGCAAUCAGGCUACUUUCAUUCAGUUUCCUCACGUUGAAAUGAAUGGAAAUGAUAUGGGUUACUUUCUAAAUUACACAUUGGAUAAGUGCAAGGAAUUAUGCUUGCAAAGAUGUGAUUGCAAAGGGUUCAUAUUCAGAUUCUAUUUACACUAUCGCCCUGAUAAUGUUCCUUAUUGUUUCCCCAAGACAAGAUUGCUAAAUGGUUAUAGUUCACCGCAUUAUGAUGGAAACCUAUAUUUGAAAGUGUCAAAAACCAAUCCUUCCAAAACAGACUGGCUGUCAACAGAAGAACUCAGUCUUGAUUGUCCAGCAGCAGCAGCUGUUACGCAGCUUGACAGAAGGUAUGCUCAAUCCCGUGAAAGUUGGUCCCUUAAGUUCUUGAUUGGUUUCUUUAGUGUAGUUGGGAUAGUUGAGAUUCUUGUAGUAGUUUCAGUGUGGGUGUUCUUAAUUAUAAAUCAGAAGAGAAAUGUAACUACUCAAGAAUACCUUCUUGCUGCUACUGGUUUCAAAAGAUUCACCUACGAUGAGCUGAAGAAAGCAACAAAUAAUUUUAAAGAAGAAAUCGGCAGAGGGGCUUCAGGAAUUGUCUACAAAGGUCUAAUCGAUGGUCAACAUCGGGUUGCGGCAAUCAAGCGAUUAAACAACAGUAGCCAAGGCGGCGAAGCUGAAUUUGUAGCAGAAAUAAGCACUGCUGGGAAGCUUAACCACAUGAACUUGAUAGACAUGUGGGGAUGCUGUGCAGAGGGAAAGCACAGACUUUUAGUGUACGAGCAUAUGGAGAAUGGAUCCUUGGCUGAUAAUCUCUCUUCAAAUAAGUCACUGGAUUGGAAAAAGAGAUUCGAAAUCGCACUCGGUACUGCGAGAGGCUUGGCUUACUUGCAUGAAGAAUGCUUGGAAUGGAUUCUACACUGCGACGUAAAGCCACAAAACAUACUGUUGGAUGCUGAAUAUCGUCCCAAAAUAUCAGAUUUCGGCCUGUCUCGGCUAUUAAAGAGAGAUGAUCUUCACAAAUCAAGUUUCUCAAGAAUAAGAGGAACAAGAGGUUAUAUGGCUCCAGAGUGGAUAUCUAAUCGGCACAUCACCGCCAAAGUGGACGUCUACAGCUAUGGCAUUGUGGUGUUAGAGAUGGUCACCGGAAAGAGCCCAUCAAUGGGUGACAAUGUUGAGGAGAAAGGGCUGGUCCAAUGGGUGAAGCAAAAGCGAAAUACAACUUCUGCAAGUGGGUUAUGGUGGAAAGAGAUGAUAGAGCCAGUGAUGGGAAUUGAAUAUGAUGCAAAGAAAAUGGAAACUCUGAUUGAAGUGGCACUGAAAUGUGUGGAGGAAGACAGAGCUGCUAGACCCACAAUGAGCCAAGUGGUUGAGAUGAUUAUGAAGCAUGAAAAUUAAUGAACAUGAUCAAUCAAUGGCCAAGGAGGGCCUAGAUGAUUUACUUCAGAUUUGCCCGUCGGGCACAGCCAGUAAAUUACUUUCAAUAAUUAUUUA